Neurospora crassa OR74A is the source of this 471-nucleotide messenger RNA. RefSeq lists its product as hypothetical. The transcript has 2 exons. Lineage: Eukaryota; Fungi; Ascomycota; Sordariomycetes; Sordariales; Sordariaceae. The coding region runs from base 1 to 471 and encodes 156 amino acids. The record is from RefSeq and is a predicted model, not a curated record.
AUGACCAACCCAGACCCAUUCCAAAACGGCAACGACACCAACGCCCUCCCCUUCCUCUCCCCCCGCCAGGGGUGGGACGAAGACCCCAUAGCCACCUGCUACCUCCGCGCGCUCAACCAGGAGAUCCGGGCCAGGAAAAGCGAUUACGAUCUCGCCUGUUCGUCUCACACAUAUAUCAAAAUGGCGGUGUUGAGUUUGAGAUCGUAUCUCCAGGAGUGGGAGGAGUUGAUGGGGGAGAUUAUAGGGUUUUCUAACUCGGAGACCGAGAGAGAGCUGGUGAGCUCUGAGGGAGUGGACUAUGAGAGACUGAAAGAGUUGGAUGAGUAUAGAGAGGUUUUAAAGUUAAUGGAUACGCCAUUCCGUCCCCUCAACCGUCUGGACAGCCAGGACUUACCGCAGUUACUCCCUUCUGUAUCUCUCUCUAGCAGAGACGAUGUUGCAUUUGAUGUCUCCUGGUUCGAAAGUAGCUAG